This is a messenger RNA of Pocillopora damicornis (cauliflower coral), 1968 nucleotides long. Its product is annotated as potassium voltage-gated channel subfamily A member 1. Gene Ontology annotation, molecular function: delayed rectifier potassium channel activity. Lineage: Eukaryota; Metazoa; Cnidaria; Anthozoa; Scleractinia; Pocilloporidae. Gene Ontology annotation, biological process: action potential; potassium ion transmembrane transport; protein homooligomerization. Gene Ontology annotation, cellular component: voltage-gated potassium channel complex; membrane. The record is from RefSeq and is a predicted model, not a curated record.
AUGAGUGCAAUAAGCCUUAGUUCACCAGAGCACGUACCUGACGGUUGCAAGAAGUUUCAUCAAACAUCGCCAUUUGAUAAUUUUGAGCGAUCCAAUGCAACCGGUCUGAUCCGCAAAAGGCGUAUUCGUAUUAACGUGAGAGGAUUUCAAUUUGAAACCUUCCAAACAACGCUGGAGCAAUAUCCAGAGACCAUGCUUGGAUGUCCAACAAGACGGGUCGAGUUCUACGAUCCCGUCAGGGACCAAUACUUCUUAGAUCGUGACCCGGAAAUAUUCCACUUUAUAUUGUUUUUCUAUCAAUCGAAUGGAAUCCUUUCACGACCUGAAACUAUAUCAAAAGAUAACUUUGACGAAGAGCUCAAGUUCUAUGGAAUUACAACAGAUCAAGAGGAAGCGGACAAAAGAAGCUCUGGGGCUGUCAAUGAGGCAGUGGCAGCACCCGAAGAACAUCAACGUUUGAAAAUGCAAAUCCAACGCGAUCAAAACUUAAAUUGUAGUCAGCGUGAGAAAAAUAUGCGAACAAGAUGUUGGUUGAUGUUGGAGUAUCCUCGGGUCAGCCUAGCAGGUAUGAUAUGGGGUAGAAUCUCAAUUAGUAUCAUCCUACUGUCAGUUUUUGCCUUUUGUCUGGAGACAGUGCCAGAGCUCAAUUGCCCUGAAGACAAAAUAAGAAACACCCACCGCGAAUGGAAUCAAUCCGCAGGAAAUAAAACACAAACAACAAUUAAUAACGCAAGUCAUCAAUUGCAAAUGACUGCCAUAAAUGAAACGUCCAUGAUUUAUUUACAAGACUGCUCCGCUGCGCGCAUAUGGUUUGUUGUAGAAACUUCUAUUGUUUUAUUUUUUAUGGCGGAAUACACAAUACGAAUCUAUACUGCACCGAGAAGAUGUAAUUUUGUUACUUCGUUGUUCGGGAUUGUGGAUGUGGUGGCGAUCGUUCCGUAUUUCAUUACGUUAGCUGUCUACGGCUGGCGAACGGAGAUGAAUUUGCAAGUCACCUCUUUCAGUGUGCUCCGAAUCAUUCGCCUGUGUCGCGUGCUUCGUGUCUUCAAACUCAGUCGCUAUAGCAACGGCUUACAACUUGUUGGAAAAACGUUCACGGAGACGUGGAGGACGCUAUCGUCUUUAAUGAUGUGCGUGCUGAUGGGCGUGAUUCUAUCCUCAAGCUUUCUAUUUUACUUCGAGGAACAGGAUGCAGUCAGCAGCAUCGUGAAAAAUUUUUAUUGGGCAAUCAUCACCAUGACAACGGUAGGAUACGGCGAUGAAGUCCCCAGGACCCUGCUCGGCAAACUUACUGCGAGUUGUUGUAUGGUUUUUGGGAUUGUCUUGCUGUUGAUUUUACCGUUGCCCGUGUUUGUAACACAUUUCAGCAGUCUCUAUCAAAAAGAGGCGGAGAAGAAGAGACAGAAUAAAAGCAAAGGAGCUUAUGCAACUCCCACAUUGAUUGAAAAGCUAAGGACAAAACAAGUCUAACUAUAAUGAAAAAAACCCCAGUCACGUCAGAAUAAAUAUGUUAGAUAAUUAUAACAGAUGUUUCGAGUAAGAGUCGCAAAACUAACUAUUGGGCACUCAACACUUUAACCCUUGAGAGGGACUAGUAUCGAAUUUCUCUAAACUCUCUUAUAAUCCCUGCAUUGCCUCAGACAUAGCAGAGUCAACUAAGUCCCAGAUGACUUUCAAUAUCCAUUUUACAUAUGUUCAUUUGCUUUCUUAGAAAAAUCGAAAAGGUACAAAGAGGAAUCAUUCUAGAUUGGUUUCCCUGCAUUCUGUGCUUUUUUUAUGAAUUUUCUUCAUUUUCCAUAGUCGGGUCGUUUUAACAAUAUUGUAUACCAUUAUGCAUUAUUACCCAGUACUAGUCGAGGUAGUUUUAAUAUGGCUGUCGAUGAGAAAGGUGUGGUAAGGAGGUUUGAGCAGCCUGAAAACGAAAGCAUAGCAAAAUGUGCUGUUUUAGAGUGAAUAUACUGCUUUUUU